Messenger RNA from Sciurus carolinensis (gray squirrel), 4080 nucleotides. It is a transcript of the gene Eps8l2, whose product is annotated as EPS8 like 2. The record is from RefSeq and is a predicted model, not a curated record. Gene Ontology annotation, molecular function: actin binding. The coding region runs from base 791 to 2938 and encodes 715 amino acids. Gene Ontology annotation, biological process: positive regulation of ruffle assembly; regulation of Rho protein signal transduction; Rho protein signal transduction. Gene Ontology annotation, cellular component: plasma membrane; ruffle membrane; vesicle. The transcript has 25 exons. NCBI's taxonomy places the organism in Eukaryota, Metazoa, Chordata, Mammalia, Rodentia, Sciuridae.
UCACGGACUGAUGCCUCCACCCCAGCAUCGCAGCACCAGAUGAAAAGGAAGGGGCUCUGCCCUGUGCCACCUGUGAAGCUAGGGUCACCUGGCAGGGCGCGGCUCAGACCUCCUGAACUGGAGCCCAUCAAGGUGGCCCCAGGGCUGCUCCCAGCAGGCCAGCUCGCAGUGACCCUCGGGAGGGCUCCAGCCCGCACGCAGCCUCCCAGGUUCGUCUUCUCCCCGCCCAGCCCCGCCCCGCGAAGCGACCCGCCCGCCCGCGGAGAGCUAGCGCGGCCGCCGAGAGAGGACAGACUGGCGGACACACCGACCGGAGGACUGGCCAGAGCUAGAACGGACGCAGUUGCCGGGAGCAGGUCCCGGCCCCCUCCCAGCCCUGGGGCUUGGUGGAGGAAUCCCUGCAUCCGGAGAAGGGGGACGAGGGAGCUUCUCCCAUCCUGCCGACCAGGCUGAGGCCUCCUCCUGGGCAGGAUCCUGAAGCUCUCCAUACCAAGCUGGAGCCCCGCCUUGGUAGACCCAAACACUGCAGUCGGGAGCAACGGCCUUGCUGGUGACAUCAGUGUGUGGACCCAGGACCCCACGGGAAGCUGGUCACAGAGCCCCAGGAAGACAAUCCUUUCUUGGGCUGCUGCCAAGGGUCCUGCCCUGUUUUCCCCACCUUGCCUUCCCAUCAGGGUGAGGAGAUGCCACACCCCCAGACUACUUUCUAGGCGUGGGCCAGGCAUCGGGCCCCAGACUCAGGCCACAUCGAGUUCUGCCCUCCCGGCUGCUGGCCACCACCAAGGACACCAUGAGCCAGUCAGGAGCCAUGAGCUGCUGCCCGGGAGCUGCCAAUGGCAGCCUGGGCCGGUCCGACGGUGUGGCCAAGAUGAGCGCAAAGGAUCUGUUUGAGCAGAGGAAGAAGUACUCCAACUCCAACGUCAUCAUGCACGAGACCUCCCAGUACCACGUCCAGCACCUGGCCACAUUCAUCAUGGACAAAAGUGAGGCCAUCACGUCUGUGGACGACGCCAUCCGGAAGCUGGUGCAGCUCAGUGCCAAGGAGAAGGUCUGGGCGCAGGAGGUGCUGCUGCAGGUGGACGGCAAGGCCCUGCGGCUGCUGGACGUCGAGACCCGGGAGGAGCUGGAGAACUUCCCGCUGCCCACCGUGCAGCACAGCCGGACGGUGCUGAACCAGCUCCGCUACCCCUCGGUGCUGCUGCUGGUGUGCCAGGACCCGGAGCAGAGCCGGCCCGACGUGCACUUCUUCCACUGUGACGAGGUGGAGGCCGAGCUGGUGCAGGAAGACAUCGAGAGCGCGCUGGCCGACUGCCGGCUGGGAAAGAAGCUGCGGCCGCAGACCCUGAAGGGCCACCAGGAGAAGAUCCGGCAGCGGCAGUCCAUCCUACCCCCUCCCCAGAGCCCAGCUCCCAUCCCCUUUCAGCACCAAGCUGGGGACGCCCCUCAGGCCAAGAACCGCGUGGGCCUGCCCGCACCUGUCAUUGAGCCAGGCUACCGCCGCCGAGAAUCUCUGGACGAGGAGCCUCGGGCGGUGCUGGCUCAGAGGAUAGAGAAGGAGACGCAAGUCCUCAACUGCGCCCUGGACGACAUCGAGUGGUUCGUGGCUCGGCUGCAGAAGGCGGCCGAGGCUUUCAAGCAGCUGAACCAGCGGAAGAAAGGGAAGAGAAAGGGCAAGAGGGGGCCAGCGGAGGGUGUCCUCACGCUGCGGGCCCGGCCCCCCUCCGAGGGCGAGUUUGUCGACUGUUUCCAGAAAACCAAGCUGGCCGUCAACCUGCUGGCCAAGCUGCAGAAGCACAUCCAGAACCCCAGUGCCGCUGAGCUGGUGCACUUCCUCUUUGGACCUCUGGACCUGAUCGUCAACACCUGUGGAGGCCCAGACCUCGCGCGCUCUGUCUCCAGCCCACUGCUCUCCCGAGAGGCUGUGGCCUUCCUGCGCGGCCACCUGGUCCCCAAGGAAAUGUCACUGUGGGAGUCCCUGGGGGAGACCUGGACACGGCCCCGCUCCGAGUGGCCACGGGAGCCACAGGUGCCCCCCUACGUGCCCAAGUUCCACAGUGGCUGGGAGCCACCUCUGGAUGUGCUGCAGGAGGCUCCCUGGGAGGUGGAGGGACCGGCGUCUGCCCCAGAUGACCAGCCCGCCCCUGCGAGCCGACUAUCCAUAAGAAACUCCCCGAAACACGGCCUGUCCGAGUCCACGCCCCAGGGAGAUGUCCUCCCGCCACUCGGCUCCCCACACUCGCACAGGGGCCACCAGCCAACACCAGCCAUGACCAAGUAUGUGAAGAUUCUCUACGACUUCACAGCCCGCAAUGCCAAUGAGCUGUCAGUGCUCAAGGAUGAGGUCCUAGAGGUGCUGGAGGAUGGCCGGCAGUGGUGGAGGCUUCACAACCGGAGUGGCCAGGCUGGCUAUGUGCCCUGCAACAUCCUGGACGAGGCUCGGCCAGAGGAUGCUGGUGCCCCCCUGGAGCAGGUCGGCCAGAAAUACUGGGGUCCCGCCAGCCCGAUGCACAAAUUGCCCCCUAUCUUCGCAGGGAACAAAGAUGAACUGAUCCACCAAAUGGAUGAAGUGAACGACGAGCUCAUGAAGAAAAUCAGCCACAUCAAGGUGCAGCCGCAGCGGCACUUCCGCGUGGAGCGCAGCCAGCCGGUGCACCUGCCGCUCACCUUCGAGUCCGGGCCCGAAGAGGUCCGAGCCUGGCUGGAAGCCAAGGCCUUCAGCGGCCGGAUCGUGGAGAACCUGGGUAUCCUGACUGGGCCGCAGCUCUUCUCACUCAACAAGGACGAGCUGAAGCGGGUGUGCGGCGAGGAGGGCAUCCGUGUGUACAGCCAACUCACAGUGCAAAAGGCGAUGCUGGAGAAGCAGCAGAGUGGGUCGGAGCUGGAGGAACUCAUGAACAAGUUCCAUUCCAAGAACCAGAGGAGGGCGGAGGACUGCUAGGCCUGGCGGGACUCGCCUUCCUGCUGCUCCCAGUGCAUGACUAUUGUAUACCCGGACUCAGGUGGGCUGGGGGUGCUCACCCGCCUCUAGACAGCUGGCCUGUCCUCAGGCUGAGCCAUGACCAUGGAUGGCCUCUCAGCUGCAACCCACACUCUCCCACCCAAACCAAGGUCGACCUCAGCCAAGCCUGCCACCUGGCAGUGCCAGCCCUCAUCCGCCAGCCCUAGGCCACAGGACUCCCCAGGUGGGCAUAUGUGGGCUCCUGGCCUCUGGAGUUAGAUGCUCACCACCUGCUGCUUGCUUCUAUGUGCACCUGCCCCCAGCUGUCACUACACUCCAUGUGGGCCAGACUUUCAGGCUGGCCAGGCUGGUGACCUGGAUUCCAGGUUUGUCCCCUUCAGGAUGCUACACCCCAAAGAUGGCCUGCAGGGGCUCUAAGACAGGAAGCCUCGCAAGGUCCGAGGAUGGCUGGCUGCAGAUAUCCACUCCCACCCAGCACAGCCCAGGACAGGAGCUUUCCCUGGCCACAUCUCAGGCCAGCUGAGCCUUGCAUGCUGGUGACUGGUGGUCUUGGAGCCCUGGACAGAGCAUCACACCCAGAAAUCGGGGCGGGAGCUUCGAGGCCACAUCAUUAAACCAGUUUCUCCUGGAAGCCACCUGGAACCUCCUGAAGCUGCGCCUCUUCAUGAGCUGUUAGGCAGAGGGCUGGCCAUGACCAGGCAGGGUGAACAUGCCAAGGAAGGCCCCUCACCUUUAUACCCCUUCAGGAGGGCCCCAGGGGGACAUUUCUGAGAGGUGAGGGGCCCAGGAAACUGUCCCCCUCAACACUUGCCCACCCUGCUCACAGCAGUGUCCCAGGCCAGAUGUCCAGAAGGCCUAAAGCCCAUCACCCAUGCUGGCCUUGGUGGGGCACAUGCCAGGUGGGAGUGUCGCCAGGUUUGCUACACACUGCCCAGGAGGGGUGUGUCACAGGCAAGGCUAAAACUGGAUUUGGAAAACUUCCACCCAAGCUGAGAGAGGCAUCAAAAGAGAGCAUCGGGGCUGGGCUGGGGCUCAGUGAUGGAGCACUUGCCCAGCAUGGGGGAGGUUCUGGGUUCCAUCCUCAGCACCACUACAAACUAAAUAAAAUAAAGUUCUUAUAA